UAAAUGGUUGGUGUAUAAAUAGACGUUAGCAAAAGGUGUCACUCAAAAAUCACUAGUACACACUUUACGUCAACAUGGCGACGGCAAUGAAGACCGCAUUGAUGCUAACGCUUUUCGUGGCGGCCAUGUUUGUCCUAUGUGAGACAGAGAAGGCGGGCGAGCCUAAGUGCGACCAUAUCGGCUACUCCCCACACACAAUAAGAAAGGAAAUAUGUGGCUCAGAUGGACAGACGUACAGCAAUGAAAAGCACCUCGAGUUUGAAAACUGUCUCUACAAACGAGAAAUCAAAAAAGUGAAAAACGGAUGGUGUAAGGAAGAAGAUCAAAAGAGAGCUGAAGAACAUCGUAGAAAACUAGGGGAAGAAUAUAUAAAGAAGCUAAGGGAGGCACAAAAGGAAGGCUAGAUCCCUGCCUGAUAUUGAAAAAGUGGUCUUAGGAAACAGCAUUUGUGUUUUUCUUACAAACUGUAUAGCCCUCAAACGAACAAUUAUAGGCUAUAUACAUUCUGAUACAAAAAUGUAAUUCUUUUUUAAUCAUUUCAGCCUAAUUUCCUUAUUUUGCAAGGUAAUAUAGACUGAUUUAUUUUGGUUGUUCCCUCUAAUAAAUGUAGAACCAACGAAAUGAUUUCCAUAAAACUUGGUACAAACAUCAUGCUGUUACAUACUGCCGCGCUUUUGUGUUGCUUAAACGUUAAAGCUGUUUCGAUGUUACAUUUAGUGACUUCAUAAAGAUGACAGCCAAAAAGCUGUAGCAUCAUGAAUCUUUUUAGUAGCUUCUAUUUUUGUGCGCAAGUCAUGAACA
Cryptotermes secundus is the source of this 801-nucleotide messenger RNA. RefSeq lists its product as uncharacterized. The record is from RefSeq and is a predicted model, not a curated record. The transcript is spliced from 3 exons. Gene Ontology annotation, molecular function: protein binding. Lineage: Eukaryota; Metazoa; Arthropoda; Insecta; Blattodea; Kalotermitidae. Bases 75 to 404 code for a protein of 109 amino acids.